CGAGAUUUAAGAUUUUAUAUUACAUACAUAUACAAACAAACUCAAAUUUUCUAUAAUAAUUUAUAUAAACAAUGAUGAAUAUUGUUGAAAAGCCUAGAAAAACUCAUAAUGGAGUCUAGUAAAGGAGGAGAACCUAAUAUGAAUACCGACUCUAACACUACUAAAAUAACAACAAUAAUUUCUAUUGGAGACUCUGAUUCGUCUCUAUCUUUAUCUAUAACACCACCUAGCUUAGGGGAUGGUAAGAAGGAUGACCAAACAAUGCUCAUUCAGUCUGAAGACAGUAUAUCCGAACAUUUGUCCUCUGCAGCUACAAGUAUUGAAAACGAUAGAUCUUUAAACGAAAUCGAAAUAGAAAACGUUCCUAAUCAUUCUCCGGAAGUUAAUAGAUUUGGAGAGGGUAAUGAAGAUGAUCAUGAUAACAUUGACUUUUCAAAUUCCACCUUACAAGGAGGAGAGGCUAAUGUCAUCAAUAUAAUUUCUUCAGAUGAUACAGAGCGAAAGGUUAAGAGUAUUUUAGAGGAAAUUUUGAAUAAUGAACAGUUCAUAUCAGACCCUGAAUCUUUUUCAAAAAAAUCUAUAGAGGACAGUUUCGAUAUUUUUGCUAAUUUAGAUUUGGAAGAUAAAAGUAUAACUGAAAGGCUCAUCAAUCAAGUCGCUAAUGUAUCUCCUUUUGGUCCCGAUGAUAAAGUGGAGAGUGCUUAUAAGCAGGUUCAAGACUUAGAAGAAUUGUUGGAUGUAAAGGAACAGACAAUAAUCGCUUUAACUAGCGAGUUAGAAUCACUUAGGGAAGCUGUAAGCAAUCCCUCUACAAUGAGCUUAGGUACUUCAACUGAAUAUAAGCAAUUGCAUGAGGAUUGUCAGAAUAAAUUUGUCGAAUACAAUUUUGCUAUACAGCAGAAAGAUGAUUUGAUCCUACAGUUGACUGAAAGUCUCCAACAAUCCAUAGCAAAUAGGGAAGAACUGAAAACACAAGUUGAACAUUUUAAAAAUGAAUUGGAGCAUUUGCAUCACCAGUUAGAGACUACUUCUCGUUUGAUAUUAAAAAACGAGUUGAAAAGUAGAUCUCAGGAAUCGAAACUAGACAAAAAUGUUGGAAAGGAUAUUUCAUUGAAUCUUGAAAAUACGAAUUUCGAAAUCGAAUGUUCUAAGUUGGAGGAAACAUUGGGUGAAAAUCAGUUAAGGCUCUUCAACGAUGUGAAGGCUACCAUUCGUGAAUAUAUUGACGGAAAAUUGAUCGAAAAUAAAACAGACAAUGAGGAGGUUAUAACUCAGUUGAAGGUCACGAUGCAAAAAGAUAAAGAGCAGUAUGAAAUGGAAAUCGCAAGAUUAAAAGAUGUGUUGGAAACUGUGAAGAAUGGAAACGAAGAAAUUACAGAAUUCAGGCAAGAAAUGGAAGCUAAGCAUCAAAAGGAAAUGGAAGAUUUGAGGAGAUAUUUUGAACAAAAAUGUACCGAACUCGAAAAAAAUUAUUCUGAAGAAGUAUUCAGUCAGCAAUCCCGUAAAAGGUCAGCUUCGGUGACCUCCUCAGACAACGACAUUCCCCUAGACAUUCAGGGUUUGUCGAAUCGUCCAGGACCCGGAGGAGAUGCCCCCUCUUCUCUGGACACUUACAGGGUGGAUUACACGAAAAGAGCCCUCCAAAAUCUUUCCAAGGCCGAUUUGAUGAAACUCAGGGAAGAUUUCAAAAAUAUAACGAAUAUUUUCGAAAAAUUCGAGAUCGAAAAAUCUUCAGAGGACGAUCUGUUACAAUUGAAGGAACAACUGAGCGAUUUCGACGUAAAAAAUUUGUUUAAGAUCGAAAUGGAGGCCUUCAGGAACGAAAUGAAGAACAAGUAUAACGCGGAAUUGGAAAUAUUGAAUCAGGAUUACGAGAAUAAGGUGGAUACGUUGAAGGUUCAACAGGAGGAUAAGCUGAACGCGAUGAGGGAGAAAUAUUUGGAGGAGAUCGAUACGCUCAAGGAAAUCUUGAACAAGACCAAUAAGACCUUGGAAUUCGGGAGCUCGAUACAAGAAGUGGGAAAUUCUGGAGAUUUCGAGAUAAACGAAGUAAUUCAAAGCUACGAAAGGAGACUGCAGGAACAGGUCACCAUGGCCAAGAUCGAUAUCAUCGCAGCCCUGGAAAAUCAAAUUCAGAGAUUAGCUGAGAGCGAAGGGUCGGAAGAAGAAUGGCCUCAAGAACUUCUAACACUCAAGGAACGUUUCACCCGCAAAUUCGAGCAAAAAAUGGCGGAGAUGGAGCGAGACCACCAGGAAGAGGUGGCUAGGUUGAAGGAGGAUCAUAUGAGGACCCUGAAUGGGGCCUUGGAAAGAGCCAGAAGACGUAGUUUGAGAGACGGUGACAGCAUGCCGCUGCAGGAUGUUAAAUUAGUGGAGGAAAGGGAUAAUUUCAAGAAACAGGCCGGUCUACUCAGGAAGCUACUGGGCGAACUCUUGAAGUACUUCACCCAGUGCGAGGACGAGGUGAACAACACGCUCGUGGACGAGCUGGUGCGUCAAGCGGCCGAAAAAAACUUCACCGACAUAGAGAGGGAGCUGAACGAGUCCAGCUCGUCGACCAGGACGGAGAGCGGCUCGUCCACCCCCACCGUGAAGAGGGUCCAUCUGGCGCCCAACUUCAAGGACCUGAUGAGCAUCGUCGAGAACUCCUCGGAGAGGGACACGGAGUCGACGGAGUUCUCCCUCGACCUCAGGAACGAGCUGGAAUCCUGCCUGGACAAGCUGAGGGCGGAGGCAAACGCCCUGCUGGCCCUGUCGGUGAACGUUUCGAAGAAAUCCGACCCGGAGGACCAGACGAUGAGGGAGGCGGACUCGACGGUCGGUUCGUUGAACAGGAAGCUGAUCGAGGAGGUUCAGCUGCGGAUGCGCAUAGCCGAGGAGGCGGAGGCGCAGAGGAACGUGAUGGAGACGAUGGAGCGGGAGAGGUCGGUGCUGGAGGGACAGGUGGUGGAGUUGGUAGAGAGGUUGAACGUCACGCAGGCCGAGCUGGAGAAGGCGCGGGUGAAGAUUUCGGAGCUGUUGGAGAGCGGACAGAGGGAGAUCGUUUCCGAGGGUUACGGAGGCGCCGCUUUCGCCGGGGAGCACGAAGAAGGGCGAGCAAGUGCAGCUUUCAACGAGUUGCAGGAAAAAGCCAGGACGAUUCUGGUUGGUUCGCACAAUCACGAUCCUGCCCUCUUGCACCUCGUGGAGGACCUAGUCGGCGUGGGGGAAAGAAUUUUGGAAGAAUACGAUGCUGCAAAGAAAGAUCUACAACAACAGAUCGACGUGGCUCACAAAAAAUACAAGCAGACAUGCAGGUUCUUGGAGGAACAGGCCGUGGACAGGGAGAUGGAGAGGGACGACUCUCAAAAACAGCUCUUGGCGCUGCAAGAGCAGCUUAAGAGCUUGGAUAGGGACCGCGCUAAUUACGCCAACAUAAGCGAAGAGGUUGAACACUUGGACGGCCAGCUCAAAGAGACCGCCAGUCUAUUGAAAGUCCAGGAGGACAAGUUGAAAGAGGUCGAGGCCGAGAAAGAUGAGGCGGUGGAGAAGAUCUUCUUCCUCAGGGACGUCAUACGCGAGCUGGAAUCGCAGCUGAAGGCUAAAACGGAAACGGAAGCCGAGCUGCGCAACCUCAUUUCCGAUUUAGAAUUGGUGAUCACCCAGCAGACGGCGGAAACCGCGGAAGGCGAGGACCGGUCUGAGGAUGUCGACGGUUCCGAAACGCGGAGGUACAGGGAGCACAUAAGGAGCCUGGAGGCCGAGGUGCAGAAAUUGAGGUUAGGUCAGGAGCUCGUAGGUACCGAAGGGGCCCUCAGGGAAUUCAGGAACCAGCUCUUCGAAAUCGAGACGAUCAUCGAGAAGAAAACCAAGGAACUGGAGGACCAAAGUUCCAUCGUCUCGACCACCACUUGCAGUUCGCCAUCUGAAGACAUGUCAGUUAGGGACGUGGUGAGGCCCAAGACGCCGACCAGUUUGAACAUGAACGACUGCGAAAUUCCGUUGCAGCAGUUGGCCAGACUGAAGGAGAAAUUGGUCAGGCAUUCCAGAGCUGAAGAUGCAGCGUUGAAGAGGAUCAGAGAUCUGGAGAUGCAAGUUUACAACCUCCAAACCUCCAACGAGGAACACAAGACCGAGAGGGAAAUUCUCAAGAAGGAAAUAGCCGAUCAACUGGUUCUGAUCUCGUCCCUCCAAAUCAGACUGGACGAUCAGAGGAUCAGGGCCGAACACAUCGAGAAACAAACCAAUUCCUCCCUGGAAAACAAAAUUUACGACUUGCAGAAGGAGGUGAGCGAUCUCCAGGAGAGCCUGCAGCUCAAAAACAAGACUAUAGAGAAUCUGAACGGUCUCUUGGAGGAUAUAAAGCAGAAGAUGGAAGACAAGGAGAGCGAAUCCAGUUUGGCCUCCGACGACGAGAUGAUCAUAACGAUGCAGAAGGAAAUAGAGCAUUUGCGCAACCAGAACGAUCUACUCCACAAGAGGUUGAACACAGGAGUCGACAUAAUUCCUAACCUGGUGGAGAACAUCAUCUCCGAUAAGAAUUCCGAUAUAGAAUCGUUGAAGCAGAAGUUGGAGGUCGCGGAGAAACAGUUGGAGAUGUACAGUUCUCUAAACCUGGAUAAGAGCCAGGUGUUGGCCCUGAAGAGUUUGAGGAACUCCGGAACUUCUUUGAGCGAAGUUAUGUCCAUCAUAGAGCUGAGCAGUCCGGAGCAAGCCAGGAGAAUGGCGGAUACAGAACAAGACUCCGAUAUGAUGAAUUUCAUCAAGAGAAAACCGACCAAGAACGAUACUCUCUUACCGUCCGACGAUGUUAGAGAAAUUUCCAGCAUCGAAAAUCUACAGGGACCAAACCCAAAUUACAUAUCGAUCACUCCGAUAGGGAGAAAAAACUCUACGGAAGUCAAAUCGGCGGAUAAACACGUACAUUUCGAUCUUUCCCACAAGAAAAAUCAGUCGGAAGUGGAAAUUCUGAUAGCGGAGUUGGAAAAACUGAGAGAAGAAUUGACACAAAAAGAUGAAAUUAUAAAAGACUGCAACGAAAAAUUGAAAACACUAACACAACUAGAAAGUAACAUAGAUUUCGUUCAGGCUAAACUGGAGGAAACUCAGCAUACCUUAGAAGAUGUAGAAAAGGAAAUGGCGGAUAAGGAAGAAAAAGAAAAGGACUUGAGGAUGGAGUUGGUACAAAAAAACAUGUACUUAGAAGAACAGGAAAAGGAAUUAAACAUGUUGAAAGAUGAUUCUGUAAGGAAAGACGAGAUGUAUUUGACACUGGCUAAAGAAGCGAAAAGUUUAAGAAAAGAUAAAGAAACCCUAGAGAAACAGAUCGAGGACUUUGAACGAAUUCUAGCCGAUAAAAAUGAAGCUAUACAAGAGUUAGAGAAGAAAGUUGAUGUGGCGCAGAAAAUUGACGACGAUUAUGAUUUAGAAUCCAGGUUGAAAGACAAUGAAGAACAGUGUCAAUCGUUGAGAAUACGCCUACACAAUUUCAGCAAAGAAAUCGAAAACAAAAAUAAAUAUAUAGAAAAAUUAGAGACAGAUAACGAGAAAUUGAGGGAGAUGGUGAAAAUUGAAACUGAAAACAACGAAAAACUGAGGAAGAAUACGGAAAAUAUGGUGAGAGAGAAUGAGGAAAAAUUGAAAAAGACGAAGGAACAAAUAGGAAUGUUGGAAAGUGAAAAGGUUGGUUUAGAAAGGGAGAUCGGAGUGUUGCAAGAGGAAAUGUUGGAGAAAGAAAGAGAACUGAGUGUUGUAGGACGUGAUGCUGUCGAAUAUUUGGAGAAAUUGAGGGUACUCGAGGGCGAAGUGGAAAAAUUGAGGAAAAUCAACGUAGAAGGCUUGGAAAAGAAGGUACUGAAGCUCCAAUUGGAGAAUUCGUCAAAGAUAGAGGAGGUGGACAGUCUGAAGGAUAAAAUGAAGGGUUUGAACGACGAGUUGGGCCGUUUUCAAGAUCUGCUGGCGGAGAAAGACAGGAUCAUCGCUAGAUUCAAAAAUGACAGCGAGCAGUUGCAAGGAAGCCUGAAGGUUAUACAGGCUAAGAUGCAGGAGAACGGCAACGUGGUCGACCUCAGCAAGAGGCUCAGAGACGAGCAGAUGAAGAACAGCGACCUCAUCGAGGAGAUCCAGAUAAUGAAGGCCCAAAUGAUGAGCUACGGCAGUUUAGAGAAAGACACCCUGGUUGCCUCCAUAGAAGAAAUAACCGGAAAGAUGAAGCAGGAGUUGGAUUAUUCGGCGGAAAUAGACUCGAACAUCAUCAACGCGACCGAGGACAUCGAGAACGUCGACAGCAAGCUGGAAUCAAAGUACGUGGAGUUAAAGGAAAAGUGCAAGAACUACCAGAGAUCCAACAGACUGUUGAGGGAAGAGCUGGAUAAGAAGAAGAUAGAGAUGGACACGUUGCAACUCGAAGACGCCAACCUGAUGGAGCAGCUCAGGAUCCAACUGGAAUCAGCGACGGAAAACGAGAUGGAGCUGGAGAACGUGGCGGAGACGUGGAAGAAACAGUGCGAGAUUCUGGAGAUGGAGGUGUCGAAGCUGAGGAGCCAGUUAAGCAACGUCAACUCCAAGAGCGAAUCGACGGAAUACAGGAAUUUGCCGAGCAAGGAGCAUCAGGAGGUGUUGAAGCUGCAGGGACAAGUAGCUUCGUUGAGUAGGGAGGUGGAGACGUUGAGGGAGGAGGCCAGGGCGCUGAAGAAAGGCAGGAGGGAGUUGGAGAACGAUCUGAAAUAUAACAGGGAUAUGUUGGAGGUUAAGAAGAGGGAGGUUGACGGGUUGGAGAUGAAGAUCUCCGAAGGCGUGGCGAGGGAGGAUGCGUUGAAGGGGAAGCUGCGCGAUUGCGAGGAGAGGCUGCGGCAGAAGAACAAGGAGGUGGAGAACAGCAGAUCGUUGAUUGACGACAUGGAAAGGGAUAGGAGAGAUAUGAAACUGCAGAUGGAUAUGCUCAAUAAUAAGAUCAGGGAGAUGGAUCGGGAGUCGUCGAAAAGGACUACAGCGCCCCCCUCUUCAAACGUGACAACUGCUGACCAGCUCAUGUCCAAGAUCGAGGAGCUGAAUUUGGCGGUGAAGAACGACAAGCAAACCAUGGAUCUGAUCAUAAGACUGACAAACGAUAACGCAAAUCUCAAGAGUAAGAUAAUCGAGUUAGAAAAACAGGGGAGCAACAAUGUGCCUUAUGAGAACCAAGUGAAUAGGUCAAAUUACCUCUUCGCCAAGUGCCUCAGGGUGGAGAGUUACAGGAAAGCCCUCAUAUGGCAGAAACGUUAUCUGGUUUAUCUUCUUGGCAGCUACCAAUACACCACCGAUUUAGGUCCCUUGGAAAAAUUCCAAAACGGCCAAAAGAAACUUAGGUUCUCUGGCAUUCGAAAAUUUAGAUCUUCAGCCUACACGAUCAUCGCGAUCGUCCGUAUGAAAUCGAUCGUUAGAAGAUGGCACAGCGGUCCGAGGUUGGCUGAAAACGCCAAUUCCAGCUAUAGGAACGUCCCGGGCGGCGUCCGAACCUCGGAACACCAAUCCGGUCCUGGAAAUUUCAAGGUCGGACAGCCGGUAUCCCGUCAGUUGUUCUCGCCGUCCACCAGAGGAUCAGGAAGCGUCCAAAUUGGGAAUUUCGAGAAUGACGCCGCCGAUUUCAGCGGGAAUGUAUGCGGCGACACGGACGCUAGGUACAACGUUAGACUAGGCGUCGGAAGAAGGACUGAUAUACCGUGGAGCGGGGAUUCGCCCCCUUGCAGAGAUGGAUCUAGGAGUAAAUCGAGGCUAUCCUCCAAUCUAACUAUCUUGAAAGCCCCUCAUCUGCUCAGUCAAUACGCCGAGAGAUACGGUAAGAUCGAGGAAAACCUGGAGGCUUUGCUCAAUCCCAAUUCGUCAACGUGACCUUCUCGCGUAUUUAUCGAUGUUUAAACUUCGGGUAUUCUCUAAAAUAGAGAGUUUUUAAUUGUUUGUAUCAAACGACUCGACCAGUUUUUAGAAUUUAGGACACUAUUGUAUCAUGUUAUUUAUUAUGUGUUUUUCGAUGUUACUGUUUUGUUAUUCUAGUCAAGAGAUUUCGAAACUGUUUUUUUAUUGUUCAAUACUUCGUGCCUUAAUCGGAUGGUACAAUUUUAAAUAUCAAUAGUCUGUAAGAUUUUUAUAAUUUAGAGAGCACACAUUAAAAUAUUUGAUUUA
Messenger RNA from Coccinella septempunctata (seven-spotted ladybird), 8139 nucleotides. RefSeq names its product pericentrin-like. The record is from RefSeq and is a predicted model, not a curated record. NCBI's taxonomy places the organism in Eukaryota, Metazoa, Arthropoda, Insecta, Coleoptera, Coccinellidae. The coding region runs from base 109 to 7848 and encodes 2579 amino acids. The transcript has 22 exons.